AUGGCUCGCCCGUCUGACUCAGCACACAGGGAGAUGACCAACGGGGCGCACCCUGGUGGCCAGGCUGUGGGGGUGCACUCCGCCACACGCUACUUGCUGAAGAAGCAGCAGCGGCAGCGCGGCCCCCGUUCCUCUUCACCCAUGGGCAGGGUCAUCCUCAUCAACUCACCCGUGGACGGUGGCGAUGACAGCGAGGACAUUCACACUAUCACAGUGGACAAGAGCAGGGACGGCCAUCUGGGCUUCAGUGUGCGGGGGGGCUCGGAGCACGGCCUCAGCAUCUUCGUCAGCAAGGUGGAGGACAACAGUGCGGCAGAGCAGGCGGGGCUGUGUGUGGGGGAUAAGCUGGUGGAGGUGAACGGAGUCAGUCUGGAGAGCAUCACCAUGAGCAGCGCAGUGAAGGUCCUGACGGGCAACAACCGACUGCGCAUGGUGGUGCGGCGCGUGGGCAAGGUGCCCGGCAUCCGCUACUCCAAGGAGAAGACCACCUGGGUGGACCUGAUCCACCGCAGGAUGGUGGUGGAGGAGAGCGGCCGCACCCCCUCGGAGGCCAGCUCAAAUGGGGCCCUGCGGAGAAUUGUGCACCUCUACACCACCUCUGAUGACUACUGCCUGGGCUUCAACAUCCGUGGGGGCAAAGAGUUUGGCCUGGGCAUCUAUGUCUCCAAGCUGGACCCGGGUGGGCUGGCAGAGCAGAACGGCAUUAAGAUGGGGGACCAGAUCCUGGCAGCCAAUGGGGUCAGCUUUGAGGACAUCAGUCACAGCAAUGCAGUGGAAGUUCUGAAAAGUCACACCCACAUUAUGCUGACCAUCAAGGAAGCUGGGAGAUACCCUGCUUAUAAAGAGAUGGUGGCGGAGUACAGCUGGCUCAAUAAGUUGGCCAAUGGCCCACGGCAGUCCUCAUCGCAGGGCUCGGACUCCACCUCCUCAGUGUCCUCGCUGUCCUCGGGCACACCCGUCAGCUUGCUCAGCGGCCUGUCGCAGGUGAUGCUCCCGCCGCACCUGCCACGCCCACCCUCCUUUGGCUCUGAGAUGGUGGACGUCUGCAUCUCCACCGAGGACUCUCCCCGCCGCCAGCCGGGCCCUGACUGCACCGCCGAGACCGCCAUCCAGACCGACCCACCCCUGGCAGACGCGGACACCAGCCGGACGCUGGGCGCCACCGUCCUGCUCCGUGACACGGCCAUCCGGAGCGAGAGCACGGAGAGGGGCGUACAACCACGGGCCAGGGCCUCCUCCAUGGUGGGGGACUCUCCCAAAACGGCUGUGCUCAUGGCCCUCAGCAAGCCCAGGCGCCCCAUUCAGCGGUCGCAGAGCCACAUCACUGUGUCAGGUAUAACCUGUGACAGGAGGAAGAAGAAGAAGCAGAAGGGGAAGGUGGAGGGCGAGGGAAGCACCCUGCAGCGCUCCAAAACCUUCGUCAACCUGCUCUUUCGGAGCGGCCGCAAAAGGGAAGCGUCCCGGGACAGGAGGGAGGGGGACACUGGGGAGGCAGGCAGGGGGCGCUCCAAAUCCCCCUCCCACUCCAAAUCUCCCUCCCUCUCUGCGGCAGACCAAGGAGGCCGGGACCACAGCUCCUCCUCCGGCCUGGAGAUGCUCGACGUGGUGGAGGACAUGGCCAGGAAGCUCCUGAGUGAGGAGGAGGUCUCAGCGGUCAUGGCACACUGCAGAAGGUUUGUGACAGAGCGUGUGGUGGAGGACCUAGUACGCCCCCUGCUGGCCCUCCUGGAUAGGCCGGAGAAGCUGCUGCUGCUCCGAGAGAUCAGAAUGCUGAUCCACCCCACUGACCUGGGUCGAUUUGACAGCAUGGUGGUCCCCUUCGAAGUGGAGGCCUACGACAUCUUAAAAAGCCGAUCUGUCAGGUCCCCAGUCCUGCGGUCCCCCCGAACUGGUCUGGCCCCCAGACGGCACCUCAUCACCCCCAUCCCAGACUACAGAGGAGGGUUCCUCUUGCAGCCCGCGCAUGACCUGGAGAGGGACAGGCAGCUGAUGGAGGAGAUCGAAAGGCUGCGCCUCUCCAGGCCGCAAGACACCACCCAGUACACCUCCCGGGCCUUCACCCCCCUCCUGGAUGUGCCAGUGGAUGGCUACCCCACCGACUACCCCCGCUCCACUGGCCCCACCCGCCCCAACUGGCUGUUGGCCGACUCCAUUCAGAGCACGGCACCAUGCUCACCUUCAAGAGGGAAGAGUGGCACAGUCCACUCCGAGGCUUCCAUGCACUCUGCGUCCAGCGGGGGAGAUACCAUUCCCGAACGAGGGAGAUCACCGCUCAGGAAUGGCCAUACCGCGGCAAAAAAGGACAAAGGAGACCCUUUGGACAAAGGCAAGGACACGCUGUAUGGGCUGGUGGGCUCGCCCCGCCACUGCAGGCCCCCGCUGUCCGUGGUCUUUGGCCCUGACCCCGCCUCAGCAGCCGCCCCUGGGGUGAAGGCGGCCAGGGCACAGGAGAACGGACACGCUGGCCCCUCCCUCCAGAAUGGACAUGCCAGCCCUGCCCCUGUCACCCAAGAGUAUGAGCUCACCACUGUCUCCAUCUCCAAGACCAAGCAGUCCCUGGGCAUCAGCAUUUCGGGGGGGAUAGAGUCCAAGGUGCAGCCGGUUGUAAAGAUUGAGAAGAUAUUCCCAGGAGGCGCCGCUUCCACCAGCGAAGUACUGAAGGCCGGGUUCGAGCUGGUCUCCGUGGAUGGAGUGUCUCUCUGUGGAGUUACGCACCAGCAUGCUGUGGAUGUGAUCCGACAGGCUUUCAGCAACAAGGCCAAAGACCCCAUGGUGUUCGUGGUGAAGGUCCCCAAAAACCCUUAA
Messenger RNA from Megalops cyprinoides (Indo-Pacific tarpon), 2805 nucleotides. Its product is annotated as PDZ domain-containing protein 7-like. Gene Ontology annotation, cellular component: stereocilia ankle link complex; plasma membrane; cilium. The coding region runs from base 1 to 2805 and encodes 934 amino acids. The transcript has 15 exons. Lineage: Eukaryota; Metazoa; Chordata; Actinopteri; Elopiformes; Megalopidae. Gene Ontology annotation, biological process: auditory receptor cell stereocilium organization; sensory perception of sound. The record is from RefSeq and is a predicted model, not a curated record. Gene Ontology annotation, molecular function: protein binding.